GCGGAGCAGCUCACCGCGGCGGGUCGGGGGUCGUCGGCGUCGUGGUGGUCGCGGUCGCGGUCGUCGCCGGGCGUGAGGAUGGCGGAGCUGGGGAAGAAGUACUGCGUGUACUGCCUGGCCGAGGUGAGCCCGCUGCGGUUCCGCUGCACCGAGUGCCAGGACAUCGAGCUGUGCCCGGACUGCUUCUCCGCCGGCGCCGAGAUCGGGCCGCACCGGCGCUGGCACGGCUACCAGCUGGUGGACGGCGGACGCUUCACCCUGUGGGGGCCCGACGCCGAGGGCGGCUGGACCAGCCGCGAGGAGCAGCUCCUCCUCGACGCCAUCGAGCAGUUCGGCUUCGGGAACUGGGAGGACAUGGCGGCGCACGUGGGGGCGUCGCGGACCCCCCAGGAGGUGAUGGAGCACUACGUGAGCAUGUACAUCCACGGCAACCUGGGCAAGGCCUGCAUCCCGGCCACCAUCCCCAACCGGGUGACGGACCACACCUGCCCCGGCGGGGGCCCGCUGUCCCCGAGCCUGACCACCCCGCUGCCCCCCCUGGACAUCUCGGUGGCCGAGCAGCAGCAGCUGGGCUACAUGCCCCUGCGGGACGACUACGAGAUCGAGUACGACCAGGAGGCCGAGGCCCUGAUCAGCGGCCUGUCGGUCAACUACGACGACGACGACGUGGAGAUCGAGCUGAAGCGGGCCCACGUGGACAUGUACGUGCGCAAGCUGCGGGAGCGCCAGCGGCGGAAGGACCUGGCCCGGGACUACAACCUGGUGCCCGCCUUCCUGGGCAAGGACAGGAAGGAGCGGGACCGGGCCGGCCGGCGCAAGGUGACCAAGGAGGAGAAGGAGGUGCGCCUCCGCCUGCGGCCCCUCUACCAGUUCAUGUCCUGCAAGGAGUUCGACGACUUCUUCGAGAACCUGCACAAGGAGAGGGUGCUCCGGGCCAAGAUCCGCGAGCUGCAGCGCUACCGCCGCAACGGCCUCACCCGGAUGGAGGAGUCGGCCGAGUACGAGGCGGCCCGCCACAAGCGCGAGAAGAGGAAGGAGAACAAGGCCGCCGCCGCCGCCGCCUCCGCGGCCUCCUCCUCGGCCUCCUCGGCCGCCACCGCCGCCGCCGCCAAGAAGGGCCGGGAGGACGGGCGGGAAGGGGACCUGGCCGGCAUGGAGAACCUGCCGGGGUUCGAGCUCCUGUCGGACCGGGAGAAGGUGCUCUGCGGCUCCCUGGGGCUCAGCCCGGCCCGCUACCUGACGGUCAAGACCAUCAUCGUCAAGGACCACCUCCAGAAGCGCCAGGGCAUCCCCUCCAAGAGCCGCCUCCCGGCCUACCUGGACAAGGUGCUCAAGAAACGGAUUUUCAACUUCCUCACCGAGAGCGGGUGGAUCUCCAGGGAGGGAUCCUGA
Tachyglossus aculeatus (Australian echidna) is the source of this 1392-nucleotide messenger RNA. RefSeq names its product transcriptional adaptor 2B (gene TADA2B). The transcript has 2 exons. Gene Ontology annotation, cellular component: SAGA-type complex; nucleus. Gene Ontology annotation, biological process: chromatin remodeling; regulation of transcription by RNA polymerase II. The record is from RefSeq and is a predicted model, not a curated record. The coding region runs from base 79 to 1392 and encodes 437 amino acids. NCBI's taxonomy places the organism in Eukaryota, Metazoa, Chordata, Mammalia, Monotremata, Tachyglossidae. Gene Ontology annotation, molecular function: transcription coactivator activity; zinc ion binding; chromatin binding.